GUGCGUGGUAUUUGCUGGGAGGUUUGAAGCGGUUUCGCUGAGGUAAAGACGGUGAAAGAGUGGCUCCGGGGAGAGUUUCUGCGGUUGGGCCCAGAAGAGCGAGAAACCCGGAAUGUGAAUUAAAAUGAGCAAACGGAAGUUGAAAGAAGAUAGCUUUACAAAUGGAGAAUGCAUUUCAAAGGUACAAAAAAUAUUACGUGAAAGGUUCUGUCACCUGAAUCCAAAUGGAAAGUUAUUUGGACUUGAGCAUCAAUAUAAACAGUUACUUGAGCUGAUAAAACAUACUGCCAUUAAUGGUGAAAGCAAUUCUGUACUUAUUAUUGGACCACGAGGGUCAGGAAAGACUCUGUUAGUUUGUCACGUCUUAAAAAAACUUCUGGAAAUAAAGGAGGUAAAAGAGAACGUCUUGCAGGUACAUUUAAAUGGGUUAUUACAGACCAAUGGUAGAAUUGCUUUGAAGGAGAUUACAAGACAGCUAAAUUUGGAAAAUGUGGUUGGAGAUAAAGUUUUUGGUAGUUUUGCAGAAAAUCUUGCAUUUCUUCUGGAAGCCUUAAAGAGAGGAGAUCGUGACCACAGUUGCCCUGUUUUGUUCAUUCUAGAUGAGUUUGAUUUGUUUGUCCAUCAUAAGAACCAAACAUUACUAUAUAACCUUUUUGAUAUAUCACAAUCUGCACAGACGCCUAUAGCUGUUAUUGGUCUGACUUGUAGACUGGAUAUUCUAGAACUCAUGGAGAAAAGAGUGAAGUCAAGAUUUUCCCACCGGCAAAUAUACUUAAUGAAUUCCUUUGAUUUAAAAACAUAUUUGAAUAUUUGUAAAGAACAGUUAUCCCUUCCUCCAGAAUUUCCAGAAAAGUCCUUUAUCCAGAAGUGGAAUAGACACAUACAGUCUCUUCUAGAAGACAUAAAAAUUCAAGAUGUUCUACAAAAUCAAUUUUAUUAUAAUAAAGACCUCCGGUGUCUGUUCAUGUUGCUGAUGCUUGCUUCAAAUCAUAUAACUCCGUCCCACCCUUAUAUUCGCGUCUCUGACUUCCUGGAAGCCAGUAAACUCUGCAGAAUGGACACAAAAGCAAAUAUUGUGCAUGGUCUGUCUGUGCUGGAAUUGUGCCUCAUAAUAGCUAUGAAACAUUUAAAUGAUACUUAUGAAGGAGAACCAUUUAAUUUUCAGAUGGUUUAUCAUGAGUAUCAGAAGUUUGUACAGAGGAAAGCACAUACUGUGUAUAAUUUUGAGAAGCCUGUUGUCAUGAAGGCCUUUGAACGCUUGCAGCAUCUUGAAUUGAUAAAAGCAGUAGAAGGCCCAUCUAAUUCUGUACAAAAAGAAUAUUUGCUAAUGAAACUGCUCCUGGACAACAGUCAAGUUAUGGAAGCUUUGCAGGUGUAUCCAAACUGUCCAACGGAUGUCAAACAAUGGGCUACAACUUCAGUCCAUUGAUCAUAUAUUACAUAAGUUUGAGUUGCAUUGAAGUUAAUCAGUCUUCAAAACCAGUAAUACCAUUUGAAAAAAAAAUCUUGAAAUUAUAGACAUUUGUCUUCAGCUGUUAUGGGACUUGUUUAAAUAAUUGGAGGGACGGGUUCCUCUUCAUUUUAAAUAAAGUAAAAUUUUCCAAGAAAUAUAUUAUUUGGACCAAGAUUAGAAAUGACCAUAUUAAAAUGUAUCAAAUGAAAAUAAUCUUCAUUUUAGUUUAUUUUAAUUUUUUCUGAACACUAGUAUCUAUUGCCCAAAAUGUAUAAAAAGAAACUUCUUAGGUAAAUAAAAUUGUCACUAAAGUAUUUAAAAACUUGUGUGUUCUGUUAUAGAUCGGUAGGGAAGUAAGAUUUUUUUUUCAGAGAGUUGAACAGAGUCAACAUCAUUUUGUGAACAUGGUAGUAGUUAUUCAAAACAUGGGAACUACCUUCUUAGUCUUAAAAUACAAUUCCAAUAAAAAUUCUAAUUUUCGUAUAUUACACCUAUUUGAAUAUUGUAGUAAUAGUAUUCCCUGACAAAGUGCCAUUCUGUUCUCUAUAAAAUGUGAUAAGAUUGCAGACUUGGAAGCUAGGACCAUAAGAAUAAAUCUUUUAAUAAUAGAGACAUAUUCCUCUCUACUGUUCAUUGAAUUAAUACAAUGUAAAGUUAGAUAUUAAAGACAACCUGUUUGUCUAAAUUACCAGUUUAAAUGGUUAUCAACCUAACUGGAGACUGAAAAGUAUAAUUUGGUUUUGUGGAUUAUUCACAUUAAAAGAGACAUUCUGUUUUCAGAUUUAAAAAGGCUGUUGGUGUAAAAUUUUUGUAGGAUGGGCAAUUAGUUUAAUAAAUUGUUGCAAGAAAACAACAUUCAAAAUAUACUGAGACACUACCUGAUUCAUCUAAUGAAGAAAAUGUAUUUGCAUAUAUGAACCAUGUAGUUCCUAUCAUUUUCAUUGGUUUUUACUGCCAUUUGAAGUAAAUCCUUCUCAAAACUGUCCUUAUUUUAAAACAAAAUAAUACAAUUAAAACUGAAAUGCAAAAUGUACAAACAAAAAUUAACCCCUAAUUGAUAAACAAUGAAUGUAAGCAGACUAGGGCAUCCCAGAUUUGUUUCUAAUACAUGUUUUUAAAAAUGUAGCUGGUGUCAUCUGAUGAUCCCUAAGAGCAGGUGGAUUUCUUUAUUUUUGCUACUUUCAGGGUUCUGUCAAAUGUAGAUAUGGCCUGUCAAAUAUUCAAAACUCCUUUAAAUAUUAAUUAUAUUUUGAUUGGGUUUUGAAGCACAAAUUGGAAUUUGUACUGGAUGUUGUGAUCAUUUAGUUGUACGCAAAUAUAGUUACCAUGUAUUGGAAACAUAAGCAAUAAAAGAAAUAGCACAUUAUCCCUGUAAUACACCUGGAAAAUCAGGAAUAGGUGGUACUACUUGCUUUCGGCAUUAAUCAUAAUAUAGAGAUUAUACUGGAGGGAUUAGAACGUUAAAAUGAAAUGUUAAAUGCAAUCUCAUUGCAAAUCAUCAAGACACCGAUAGAGCAUUGUUUGAAGUUUCUGAAUCAAUAUUGAAAAGUUGGAGUAACAAGCAAAGCUUGUCAAUUCUCCUGGUUGAAAAAUCAGUACAAUAAGAUAAAAAUCAAACCUGGAAAUAAUUUGUUUCUAUCAGUAGCAUCAAGUUCAGCAGCACUUCACUUCAACAAUUCAAUUUAACCUUGUAGUUACAUUUAAAGAUAGUUCUCUACUUAUGAUCACAAUUGGACUGGAACUUCCAUUGCAAAAUGAUGCAAUCUUAAGUGAAUUUGUUGUAGGAGAUGACCAGGUGGAGCCUGAAGGCAAGGCCAAACGUGUCAUCUGUUUGGAAUCCUUACGCAGCCCCAAGAAAACCAAAUCCCUUGACACUUAUCUAGUGCCAAUUUGACUUGAAUUUAGUAGAUCAGAUUUUUGUGUUUAGGUUGCAGGUAAUAAACUUUUAGUG
Molecule: messenger RNA, 3404 nt
Organism: Ahaetulla prasina
Lineage: Eukaryota; Metazoa; Chordata; Lepidosauria; Squamata; Colubridae
Gene: ORC4
Product: origin recognition complex subunit 4
Exons: 14
Coding region: 125-1429 (434 amino acids)
Biological process (GO): DNA replication initiation; DNA replication
Cellular component (GO): nuclear origin of replication recognition complex; nucleus
Molecular function (GO): ATP hydrolysis activity; DNA replication origin binding
Source: RefSeq, a predicted model, not a curated record